Molecule: messenger RNA, 531 nt
Organism: Cucumis melo (muskmelon)
Lineage: Eukaryota; Viridiplantae; Streptophyta; Magnoliopsida; Cucurbitales; Cucurbitaceae
Exons: 2
Coding region: 59-400 (113 amino acids)
Source: RefSeq, a predicted model, not a curated record
AACACACGUUCGAGCUGGGACAUUCGUGUCGCAGACCGCCGAGGAUGCGCAUAAUCAAAUGCUGGAACUCCAAUCCCAGCCUACCCCAGAGGGUAGUCAGCCACUCUCUGAGGAUGAGAUAUGCGAUCAGGUGUUGAGUAGACGACAAGGCUACUCAAAAGGCCUUGGUUGGGGACCCAAGCCAAAGGCCCGCAGAACGGCAAGUGCAAGCAGUUCGUCGACAUCUUAUUCGCAGUCCACACAAAAAGAGAUUGAAUUACAAGCUAAACUCCAUGAAGCUUUGGAACGGAUUGAAGUACAAGAUAGAAAUCACCAAGCAUUAGCUUCACUAGUGGAAUCUAUGAAAAAGAUGAUUGAAGACCUAACUCGUGCACAACAGGGACCACCACAUGAUCCCUAGCUCUGCGGUACGUCGUAUAUGUCUCUAUUAUUCUUAAGUUUUUGCAAUAUAUGAUUAUGUAUUAAACUUAGUUAUUUUUGUACCAUUUUUAGGAUCGAAGGUGUAGAAUGACGCGCAUACGCACCUCGUUG